Messenger RNA from Capsicum annuum, 2116 nucleotides. RefSeq lists its product as uncharacterized. The coding region runs from base 478 to 1314 and encodes 278 amino acids. The record is from RefSeq and is a predicted model, not a curated record. Lineage: Eukaryota; Viridiplantae; Streptophyta; Magnoliopsida; Solanales; Solanaceae. The transcript is spliced from 2 exons.
UGUAUGUAAUUAGUUAGUUAGUAUUAGUUAGUUGUUAGCUUAGUGUGACAGCUCACUGCCAGCUGUAAAGUUGGUUACUAAAUACUUUGUAAUCUUCCUCAUAUGCUCACAAUGGAAGUGAGUUGAGCAAUUUUCCAGAAACUGAUUUCUUCCUCCAUUCUUCUCUCCUUCUUUGCUCAUAUGAGUUAAGCUUAAGGAUCAACCUCCAGUAUAUGGAAUGAAGGAUUCUCUCAACAUGGUAUCAGAGCUAGGUUCGGUCGAUCGGUAAUCCCCAUUUUUCUCGUUCAUUUUACAGUCAUAAUGUCGGUAUCAAAGUGUAUUUCAAAAUGGAGAUCAACUUUACCUAAGUGUUGCAGAGUUCGGUCAGUUCUUUAGUUGGUUGUGGUGUGUAUGCUUUGAGCACAUUCAAUUCCCUUUUUCUUUUGUAAUACGCAUUUUGUCGAACACCUUAUCUCCUAAUCUCAAAAAUUGGCUUCGAUGGCCACGACAAGUAGCGAACCAUCAAAUACUGGUGCUACAGGUGCGAUAGGUGUUAGCAAUGGAGUUUUUGUUGAAGGCGAUAUCAGUUCUCUCUUUUAUAUGCAUCCUUCUGAUAAUCCGGGUGCUGUGUUGGUAACUACACCCUUUGAUGGAGUAGGAUAUGGAUCGUUGAAGAGAGGUGUGCUGACAGCUCUUUCAGCUAAGAACAAAAUAGGCUUUGUCAAUGGUGAGUGCAGGAAUCCAGAUCCAGGGACAUCGCGAUAUCGUCAAUGGGAAAGGUGUGACAAUAUGGUCACAUCAUGGAUUUUGGAUUCCUUGGUCAAGGAAAUCACGGAUAGCGUGGAGUAUGUAAGCAGUUCCUUUGAAUUGUGGAAGGAAUUGGAUAAUCGAUACGAUCAGACCAAUGGGGCAAAACUUUACCAAGUUCAGAGGGAGUUAAGUGAGUUAUCACAAGGUACAUUGGAUAUCACUGCCUACUACACAAAGAUGAAAAAGUUAUGGGAAGAGCUAAACUCUUUACAGACGAAUACUAAGUGUAGCUGUGAUUGCACUUGUGGUGCUAAGGAGCACCUUUAUAAAGCAGAACAAGACAGAAAAUUGGUUCAGUUUCUCAUGGGAUUAAACGAAGCCUAUACGGCAGUUAGGGGGAACAUCCUCAUGAUGAACCCACUGCCAACAUUGGCACAAACUUUUUCGCUGUUAGUGCGAGAGGAGAGACAAAGAGAGAUUAAGCCAAGUAAUCAGUCUUUUAUGGACUCCACCUCCCUUAGCGCAAGCAGUUCAACUAGAGUAAAAUUUGAAUCUGCCGAAUUCAGUGCAAGUGAAAGUGGUUAAAAGGGAGGAAACAACUCAAAAACUCCCAAAGCUGGGUACUCCUCAGGAAACACUGGUUACUCAUCUGGAGGUGGUAAUUUUAGAACAAAUUAUAGUCAACAUAUUGGUUACAGUGGAAAUAGGUCACAUACCAUAUGUGAUUAUUAUAAGAGGCCCGGUCAUACUAAAGAUAAAUGUUAUAAGUUGCAUGGGUAUCCACAGGGAAGUCAACAAGACACAUGUAAUAGUUUUCAUACUUUUCAAGGUAGCUAUCAGAACAACAAUCAGAACUAUAAGAACAACAAAGGAAAAGGUCUCAUGGUUGAUAUGCAUGGCCCCAUUUCUAACAUGGGAUCUGCAAGCAGGGUAGAACAUGGAAAUGAAGACAAUAUGAGCUUGACAAAAGAACAAUAUGGACAUAUUUUGAAUCUUCUGCAAUAAUUCCAGUCUGGAUCCCAUGUAGAAGGUGUUAACGGCAACAAUGUUGAUCAUGUGAAUGGCAAAGCUAGCCUUGCAGGCCCCUUCAAUGAAGAGGACUCUGGAGAUUGGUGAGGCCAAGGAUAGACUCUAAUUACUUUGUCCCAAAUAUUUGAAGAAGAACAACAACAAUUCAACUUCAAACUGUACAAUUCAAGAUGCUUUCCCAAACUCUAGAUUUCAAAAGUCUUUGGAUAAGUCUAGUUUUUCUAACACAUACAGUCAUAGAGCAUAUUGUCACGUCCAUUCUACUGUAAAUAGCAAUAUAGACACAAAUAAGUGUUCUUAUCAACCUAUUGUAAAAAAUCCUAGUUUAGUGAAUAAAAGUCAGUUGUCUUUUUCUGCU